Molecule: messenger RNA, 984 nt
Organism: Talaromyces amestolkiae
Lineage: Eukaryota; Fungi; Ascomycota; Eurotiomycetes; Eurotiales; Trichocomaceae
Exons: 3
Coding region: 1-984 (327 amino acids)
Biological process (GO): replication fork arrest; replication fork processing; DNA replication checkpoint signaling
Cellular component (GO): nucleus; replication fork protection complex
Molecular function (GO): DNA binding
Source: RefSeq, a predicted model, not a curated record
AUGUCCGAGAUUGACGACCUAUUCGACUACGACGCCGGUCUUGACGAUGUCCUGAAAAAUCUCCCAUCAACUCAGGACAAGGAAACGUCACAGACGCAAAACAACAAUCAUGACGCCGACGCGACCAAAGUCCUAGGUUUGGACGCAGAUAUAAAACCUACCAAGCAAAGAGUGCCCAUAGCUAAGCUCGACGAGGCUCGCCUCCUUUCACAAAAAGGCAUCCCCAAACUACGAAAGGACGUCAGAACCAAACUCAAAUUCAAAGGCAAGGGCCACGAGUACUCCGACCUGGGACGCCUCCUGAACUUCUACCAACUAUGGCUCGACGAUCUGUAUCCCCGCGCGAAAUUUGCAGAUGGUCUCGCCAUGAUUGAGAAAUUGGGUCAUACGAAGCGCGUGCAGAUUAUGCGGAGGGAGUGGAUAAACGAGGAGAAGCCGGAUUAUCGUAGACGUGACGACGACAGUACCGAUGACUAUGGUAACCGCGACAAUGACAAUUCUACUGCGGAGAGGAACGGGCCGGCAGAUGCAACUACCACGAUUAACGACACGAGAAAUGAUACUUCACUAGAGGAUGAGCUGGGAGACUUAUUUGCCGAACGUCCAAGACGCAGCUUCGCGCCAGUUCAGGACGCAUCCACCCGACAGAAUGACGACGCACCACCCGACGACGACCUGGACAUGCUGUUGGCAGAAGCAGAAAACGUCACCUCCGCGCCAAAGAAUAAUAAUACAUCGAUCGAAUCACCAAGUGGGAAUGCGCCACCAGACGAUGAUCUUGACAUGCUGCUAGCCGAAGCCGAGAAUACCAGUUCCACUACGAGGCAAGCCGCGCCUACUGAAGCAGCUGCAAAUCAGCCCGUGACAGAAACGAAUAAUGAUAAUAAUGAUGCACCGCUGGACGACGAUCUUGAUAUGCUGUUAGCUGAAGCGGAGGAUAUUGCACAAGCUGGGAAUGGUGGUCGAAAAUCGAUAUUUAAUUAG